CCAGGGCGUCCCGGAUUCGACAAUUCUGAACGAAGUUAUAGCUCGGCGGUGGCCUGCUCCCCCCUCUCCAUCCCUCAUUUACCUAUAUUUUUAUUUAAAUCUUUAUUCUAUUUUUUAAUUAAAGUUUAUGCCAAUAAUUUUCCUCUGUGUUUGUUUAUCUUUGGUUGGAAUUACAAUAAUUCAAGAAUUUUCUGUUGCAAAAUUUGGUCUUUUAGUUUUGGCAAUUGCUUUUUUAAUUUAUUUUGUUUUUAUUUGGGAAAAUACUUUAUUGAAUCGUUUUCCUAUUUUUAAAGAGAAUUUUGUUAUUUAA
Messenger RNA from Meloidogyne enterolobii, 310 nucleotides. NCBI's taxonomy places the organism in Eukaryota, Metazoa, Nematoda, Chromadorea, Rhabditida, Meloidogynidae. The record is from the annotation of a GenBank genome assembly.